Molecule: messenger RNA, 6768 nt
Organism: Acanthosepion pharaonis
Lineage: Eukaryota; Metazoa; Mollusca; Cephalopoda; Sepiida; Sepiidae
Source: the annotation of a GenBank genome assembly
AUGUCCUUGGUUGCGUCCCGUUUCGACUUGAUAGGGUCUUAUCCUAGUGACACGACACCAAAUGUAAUCCUCACCCCCUUCUUCUUCUUCUUCUUCUUCUUCUUCUUCUUCUUCUUCUUCUUCUUCUUCUUCAGUCGCUCAGUGUCAACGACUUUGCGCUAUUUUUUUUCCUCUUACUAUUUUUCUUUCACACUUUCUUUUCUACCCAUCCGCCACACUCUCACAGUCUAUUCCACCUUCUUUCUCUUUUUAAUUCUUCUUCUCUCAUCGCUUCAUUUCUUCUUCUUCUUCUUCUUCUUCUUCUUCUUCUUCUUCUUCUUCUUCUCCUCGCCACCCAUUCAUGCCUAUUUUUUUUUACUUAAGAGACAUAACUUUUCUUUAUUUAUCUACGCUUUCUUUCUUUCUUUUGAUACUCUCAUCAUUCUUUCUUUCUUUCUUUCUGUCUUUCUUUCUUUCUUUCUUUUGAUAGUCUCAUCAUUCUUUCUUUCUUUCUUUCUGUCUUUCUUUCUUUCUUUUGAUGCUCUCAUCAUUCUUUCUUUCUUUCUUUUGAUACUCUCAUCAUUCUUUCUUUCUUUCUUUCUUUCUUUCUUUCUUUCUUUCUUUUCUACUAUAUAUUUUCUUUAUUACUUUUAUCUACCCUUUCUCUUUUUAUCUAGUCUUUCUUUCUUUUUCUUUCCUUCUUUCUUUCUUUUGAUAAUCUCGUCUUUCUUUCUUUCUUUCUUUCUUUCUUUCUUUCUUUCUUUCUUUGAUAAUCUCGUCUUUUUUCUAUCUUUCUUUUUCUAUUAUAUAUUUUCUUUAUUACAGUUAUGUAUGCUUUUUUCUUUCUUUUUUCUUUCUUUUGAUAAUCUCGUCAUUCUUUGUCUUUCUUUUUCUACUAUAUAUUACUCUUAUCUACGCUUUCCUUUCUUUCUUUCUUUCAUACUCUCAUCUUUCUUUCUUUCUCUCAUCUUUCUUUCUUUUCUACUAUAUAUUACUCUUAUCUACGCUUUCUUUUCUUUCCUUCUUUCUUUCUUUCUUUCUUUCUUUCUUUCUUUCUUUCUUUCUUACUCUCAUCUUUCUUUCUUUUCUACUAUAUAUUACUCUUAUCUACGCUUUCCUUUCUUUCUUUCUUUCUUUCAUACUCUCAUCUUUCUUUCUUUUCUAAAACAUGCAACGUUGAAGGCAUCCCUGCUGGUCAUAUUAACUGCUGUCCAAAUAACAAUCUCCAGCCAAGCAGUUCUGACCGUAGAGACAAGCGCUGAAGGGUGUAGUGUGAAAGGAAAAGUGUAUCGACUGGGACGGCCAUUCUCGUUCGUCAAUGGAUGUUACCGAUACAACUGUAAUUGUCACACGAAUGGAUCCUUUGUCUGCCCUCCGGAGAACACACAGGAUAUUUGCCGACAAGAAGAAAACGUUCCGGCAAAAAAUACAGGUCAAAGUUCGUCCAAGUUUUGUAGUGUGAGGGGUCAUCGUUAUCCACUCGGUCAUCCAUUUUCCUUCACUGAUGGUUGUUUUAAAUUCAACUGUGAGUGCCGUGAAGACGCAUCCUGGGAUUGUCCGGCAAGCAAAACACAAGACAUUUGCAAGGAACCUGUGGAGAGCGAAGAUGGAUGUACAGUAAAAGGCAAAAAAUACUCGCUCGGUCAGCAUUUCUCUUUCACCGAUGGCUGUUUUAAAUACAACUGCAAGUGUAAGAUUGAUGGGUCCUGGAAGUGUCCAGCUCGACGGACGGAAAACGUAUGCGACCAACAAAAGAAAGAAGCGGAAGAAAAAGGCAAUAAAACAAUCACAUAUCACCGUAGCGUUACGUCGUGUAUAGUGAAGAGAAAACAUUAUCCACUCGACCGACCAUUCUCAUUCACUAAUGGUUGCUUCAAAUAUAAUUGUGAAUGCAAACCUGACGGCUCAUACGAAUGUCCUGCAACUCAAACGGAAAAUAUUUGUCUGCGACGGAAAGAAGAACACACAAAAGAAGAAAAGAAACAGUACUUCUACACGAAACAUAUUGUACUGCCGGUGGGGACAGAAGUGUCUGGCUGUGAGGCGAACGGUAACAAUUACCCCUUGGAUCGAUCCUUCUCGUUUAGGGAAGAAUGCGUCCACUACGACUGUGACUGCAAACCUGAUGGCUCCUGGGAAUGUCCAUCCGAACGCGCCCGCUAUAUCUGUGCACAAUCGGGAGAAUCUCAGAAAAUCAUCUACACCAAAAGCCAAGUAAUCACAAUAGGAACGAGCGCCUCUGCGUGCGAGGCUAAGGGCAGACAUUACACCCUGGGGCUUCCGUUCUCUUUUACUGAUGGAUGUUACCGAUACUACUGCGAUUGUAAGGAGGACGGGUCAUGGGAAUGCCCGGCCAGUAGGGCAGAAGACAUUUGCCCGAGAGGAGCGGGCGAACGGCGCAUCGGAGAGGCACAACCAUUUUACAGCCAAAGCGUUGUUAUUUCCAUGGGAGCCAAAGUGAAAUUCUGCAUUGCCCAAGGAGUUGAAUAUCCCCUGGGUCGCCCCUUCUCGUUCACCGACCGUUGCUUCCGGUUCAACUGUGACUGCUUCAGUAAUGGAUCUUGGGUGUGUCCAGCUGAUCGUGCCAACUAUAUUUGUCAAAGUGAACCUGGAGAACAGUUGGCCCAGACUUCCGGUCGAAGUAUGUACAUUAUUCCAUUUCGAAAUGCACGGGCUUGUAUCAUCAACGGCACACGAUAUCCACUAAGCCGUACCUUCUCCUUUACUGAAGGAUGCUUCCGACACAAUUGCAACUGUCACAAAGAUGGCUCUUGGGCCUGUCCCGCUGACCGCACCCAAUUCACAUGUUUAAAAAUAGCCGGAGAACAUUCACGUGAAGUUUCAGUCAUGGCAAAAUUCUACAGCAGAGGCCGAGUUUUACCAUCUGGUUCGGAGAUGAGACACUGUGAAGCAAACGGAAAGACCUACGAACUUGGGCGGCCUUUUUUUUUUAAUGACGGUUGUUUCCGGUUUAACUGCCAGUGCAAGACAGAUGGAUCAUGGGAAUGCCCUGCCGAUCUCUCUUUGUAUAUUUGCCAAAAGCAAUCAGAGCAAAUAAUUGAAAACGCCUCAAGCCGAUCCAUGUACAUAAUUGUUGGUGAUGGAGUAGAAAUGUGUACAGCAAAAGGAAAGCAGUUUCCGUUGGGCACACCCUUUUCAUUUAUGGAUGGAUGUUAUGAAUAUAAUUGCGACUGCCAACAGGACGGUUCCUGGGACUGUCCAGCUGAGAGGGCUCGAAACCGGUGUCAUCAUACUGUUGAUCAACAUGUUGAACCUGAGCAAGUGCACUUCAGUGGUAUGGUGGUGUCUGCAAGAGCCAAUUACUGUGUUGCUGAAAGAAGACGUUUUCCUCUGAAUCUUCCUUUCUCACUGAAUAUCGGCUGCUACCAAUACCUGUGCAGUUGCCAUUCAAAUGGCUCAUGGGACUGCCCAGCGGAGCGCGCUAAGUUUAUCUGCCCAGCACAAGGAAGCCAUGAAGUGGAUGAAGCAAUCACCCGGAUGAUGUAUGUUACAAUCAGUGAUGACGUCAGAGGAUGUGACGUGAAAGGUAGCCAACAGUCACUGGGACAGUCUUUCUACCUUGAUGAUGGAUGCUAUCGUUAUCAAUGUCAGUGUAAUUCCGAUGGGUCAUGGGAAUGUCCACCUGAGAAGGCACGUUAUACCUGCACGACAGAUAUGUCUCUUGACACUAUGCAAUAUCGCAUUUACAGCAAAAGCAUGGUCGUCGCUUUGGGUGAAGAGAUAAAAUUUUGCAAGGCGCAACAAAGGCUGUUUUACCUUGGGAGCUCCUUCACCAUUACGCAAGAUUGCUUCCGUUAUAACUGUUUCUGUUACUCGGAUGGAUCCUGGGAAUGCCCAUCCGACGAAUCAAAAUAUAUCUGCCCUCAGCAGCAAGUAAGAAAAGCUUCUAGUAUUCGGAUGUAUGUAAUCGCUAUGGACGACAUCAAUGGCUGCAAAGCAAACGGAAGGGAAUAUCCACUGGAUCGACCUUUUUCACUGACAGACGAAUGUUUCCGCUAUGAUUGUGAGUGCCACUCCGAUGGAUCAUGGGAAUGUCCAGCAGAGAAUGCCGAAUACAUUUGCGAUAAAGAGACCAGUGUGGAAUUCAGUUAUCCUCGAGUGGAAAGUCAAAGUAUGAUCAUAUCUCUCGGGUCGGAAAUCCAACACUGCCUGGCGCAUGGCAAACAAUAUCCUCUCGGACAACAAUUUUCCUUUACCGAUAAGUGCUUCCGGUACAGUUGUGAUUGCCGCACUGAUGGAUCAUGGGAAUGCCCAGCCGACAGAUCAGAGUUCAUAUGUCCCCAGAAACCAGGACAUUUAAUUGAACGCUCAUCGAGCCAACAAAUGGUUGUUAUCAUCAGUGAAAACGUGAGAGCGUGUCAGGUUCGAGGUCAUCAAUACAGACUGGGUCAGCCAUUCUCCUAUACCGAAGACUGUUUUAAAUACAAAUGUGAUUGCAAGACGGAUGGAUCAUGGAAAUGUCCUGCGGCACGGGCAGAAUAUAUAUGUCAAGAGAAACCAGACCCUAUUCAGCCAAGACCAGGAGAGAACCGCGAAAUCAUUGAUUACAGAAGCACGGUUGUAACGCGUGAGACUCAGUUGAAUUACUGCACAGCACACGGACGGCGCUACCAUUUGGAGAGACCAUUCCAGUUUACUUUGAAUUGCUAUGAAUUCAAAUGUCAAUGCUUCAAUGAUGGUUCAUGGGAGUGUCCCGCAGAUAGUGCUGAAUAUGUGUGUCCACAACAAACCGGACAAGCAAGGAUCAAACCAGCCUACACCCAAAAAAUGAAGGUGAUUGUUGCUAACAACCUGCAAAGUUGCACCGUCAACGGCCAGGAGUUCCCACUGAAGAGCCGCUUCAAUUAUGUCGAUGGUUGCAUCCUUUACAAUUGCAUCUGCGACCGUGAUGGCUCGUGGCAAUGUCCAGCCGACAGAGCCGAGAACAAGUGCCAACCUGAGCGGGAAAAAAUAGAUAGUGGAGUCAGCAGAGUACUAACUGAUACAAGAACUCGUGUUGUGGCUACAGGCAUCAGGUUGGAACAUUGCACUGCCAACGGCAAUCAGUAUCCUCGGGGACAUUCAUUUUCUUUCAGAGAGGGCUGCUUCCAGUUCAACUGUGAGUGUUAUUUUAAUGGCUCAUGGGAAUGUCCCUCCGAACGUUCGCAAUACAUCUGUCAACUACAACCAGGACAGAGAAUAGUUAGAGGUCCCAGUAAGAAAAUGACCAUCAUUGUCAGCGAUAACGUGAGAUCGUGUGUUGCCAGAGGAAACGAAUAUCAGUUAGGACAACCAUUCUCGUUCAUGGAUGGAUGCAUCAAAUAUAAGUGUGAAUGCCAUUACAAUGGAUCCUGGGAAUGUCCGGGUGAUAGUGCAGAAGAUACAUGUCAAACUGAUCGGGAGAGGCAACCAACCCCAGACCAGGAUCGAACCAGGACGGAUACCACAUUCAGAAGAACUCACACGAAAACAAUGGUCAUUGAUGUCGGUACACAAAUUACACAUUGCACAGCAGAAGGUAAACAAUAUCGUUUCGGACGGCCAUUCUCUUUCACUGAGGGUUGCUUUCGGUUUAACUGCGAGUGUUAUUCUGGUGGAUCAUGGGAAUGUCCUUCCGAACGCUCAGAAUAUAUCUGUCAGCGUCAACCAGGAGUAGAGGUCGUCAGAGGUCCCAGUAAGAAAAUGACCAUCAUUGUCAUCGGUAACAUGAGAUCUUGUGUUGCCAGAGGAAACGAAUAUCAGUUAGGACAACCAUUUUCGUUCAUGGAUGGAUGCAUCAAAUAUAAGUGUGAAUGCCAUUACAAUGGAUCCUGGGAAUGUCCGGGUGAUAGUGCAGAAGAUACAUGUCAAACUGAUCGGGAGAGGCAACCAACCCCAGACCAGGAUCGAACCAGGACGGAUACCACAUUCAGAAGAACUCACACGAAAACAAUGGUCAUUGAUGUCGGUACACAAAUUACACAUUGCACAGCAGAAGGUAAACAAUAUCGUUUCGGACGGCCAUUCUCUUUCACUGAGGGUUGCUUUCGGUUUAACUGCGAGUGUUAUUCUGGUGGAUCAUGGGAAUGUCCUUCCGAACGCUCAGAAUAUAUCUGUCAGCGUCAACCAGGAGUAGAGGUCGUCAGAGGUCCCAGUAAGAAAAUGACCAUCAUUGUCAGCGGUAACAUGAGAUCUUGUGUUGCCAGAGGAAACGAAUAUCAGUUAGGACAACCAUUUUCGUUCAUGGAUGGAUGCAUCAAAUAUAAGUGUGAAUGCCAUUACAAUGGAUCCUGGGAAUGUCCGGGUGAUAGUGCAGAAGAUACAUGUCAAACUGAUCGGGAGAGGCAACCAACCCCAGACCAGGAUCGAACCAGGACGGAUACCACAUUCAGAAGAACUCACACGAAAACAAUGGUCAUUGAUGUCGGUACACAAAUUACACAUUGCACAGCAGAAGGUAAACAAUAUCGUUUCGGACGGCCAUUCUCUUUCACUGAGGGUUGCUUUCGGUUUAACUGCGAGUGUUAUUCUGGUGGAUCAUGGGAAUGUCCUUCCGAACGCUCAGAAUAUAUCUGUCAGCGUCAACCAGGAGUAGAGGUCGUCAGAGGUCCCAGUAAAAAAAUGACCAUCGUUGUCAGUGAUAAUGCAAGAUCCUGUGUCGCCAGAGGAAACGAAUACCCUCUGGGCCUUCCGUUCACUUUCAUGGACGGAUGUAUCAGAUAUAAUUGUGAAUGCCAUUACAAUGGAUCGCUAUUUCGUAUGAUCUAUCUAUCUAUCUAUCUAUCUAUCUAUCUAUCUAUCUAUCUAUAG